Messenger RNA from Alternaria alternata, 485 nucleotides. RefSeq lists its product as hypothetical. Lineage: Eukaryota; Fungi; Ascomycota; Dothideomycetes; Pleosporales; Pleosporaceae. The record is from RefSeq and is a predicted model, not a curated record. The coding region runs from base 88 to 399 and encodes 103 amino acids. The transcript has a single exon.
AGGACUUUUCCAUACCCAACAAAGCCGGAAAUUUGGAAAUGUGCGAACUUAGUCGUAAAGUGCACGUAGUAGUGAUGGGAUUUUAUAAUGGAGAUGCAGAUAAGAGAGGCUACUAUAUGGGAGCUGUCAUAUCGUUCUCCAACCAUUGGACGGCUUUCCCCGGCGUUGGCUCGACGGAUAAGAAACCUGGUUUUUCUCGUUACCAAACUCGAUUUUUCGUCCAGCCCACGUGUGCAGAUAAAAAUAUCAAAAAGAUGCUGUCGCACAGAUCAGCUAUACCGCGAUUACCGUGGCCAUAUGGUUCCAAUUCUUGCUGUGAAUGGCGCACAAAGUAUCGCCACAUCCUCCGGACCCUAUUUUUUCAUCCUAAAGACGAUGAAGAUUUUUGACAAUACAUAAGCCUGAUCACAGUGUUGUUUCCAAAGUACCAGACUAGAGACACUUCGCCUCACCAUCUUUUCUCAUAAUUCGCGAGCACGACCCUC